Dunckerocampus dactyliophorus (ringed pipefish) is the source of this 3170-nucleotide messenger RNA. RefSeq lists its product as uncharacterized. The transcript has 8 exons. Lineage: Eukaryota; Metazoa; Chordata; Actinopteri; Syngnathiformes; Syngnathidae. Bases 1520 to 2326 code for a protein of 268 amino acids. The record is from RefSeq and is a predicted model, not a curated record.
AGAAGGCAAAUGCAAGCAAGGAAGGCCACUUUGUGUGAAUGACUGUUGUUUUUCGUCUGUGGACAUGUUUGGAAUACCUCAGCUUGUCUCAUUUCGCCGCCGUAGAAGACAGACAAACUUACUUUUGAGGAAAAGUGUUUGUACCUGCCAGCAGAGAAAGGCUGAUGAAGAAGGACACAAGUUGUCUCAUGUCGCCAAUCAGGACGCCCUGUGGACAACGACGGACGUUUAGGAAGCAAAAUGAGCACUGCCGCGGCAUUUCAUGUGUCACAAGCAACACUUCCAACGUAAGUCAGUCACUUCCGGCUCCAAGUCAUCCAAAGGAACAUAAACUAGCUCGUCUCCGUCAUAAGAAUCAUUUUUGUCAUCAACUUACCCAAGCUUGGUGUCUUCAUGGACAUUUUGGAACAUGCUCGGAGUCUGUUUGACAGCUAAUGAGCUCAACAUCCGGUGUGUUGACGCCAAACGUGUCACGAACACACCUGUCCUCUUAAAGGGCCAGCGUUCUCACCUCCAACGGGGCGUUUUGCGGCUACAAUACAUUCCAGAAUGUGCCGAGAGCCAUGACAACACCGGUGAGGGACCACAAAGGGCCCCCGGGCCACACUUUGGACACCGCUGUCCUGAAGUGCAGAGGCGAGCGUAUUCCCGGUCAGGAAGUGAUGUCAUGGCUGCAUGCCGUGUGAAGGCGUGACGUGACACAAUGUCGCCCGUGAAGGAAGCAGGAAUGAUUCUCGGAGAGUUUGACGCUUGCUGCUCGCAAGGCAGCGCAGCGAGAGCUUCUUAUCACACAAACCCUGCAUUGUCACUCGUUUCCCUUCGCAUGAAUACCAGGAAACUGACCAGGAUGUGUCGUCCACCACGAGGAACAGAGCUUAGGAAGGUCGCUAGUUCACUUCCCCUGACGUGCAUCAUGCUGGCUACAGCAGAACAUCGGCUCAAUAACCUCCUCAUCCACUCAUGACUGGAAAAUGAUGAGGAGUGCAUGAGAAAGUGGGAAGGAAAACGUGGCUCUCUUUGAUUUGGAUUGUAUUGUAUUAGUACUUUAUUUAUCCCACAGCGGGGAAAUUGACUUGUUACAGCAGCAAGCAAGAUACGCAAGUAAAGAAUACAUAGUGACUACAACAUGGUUCAGGUGGUGCAGGUGUUGUAGAGCCUGACAGCGGUCGGUAUGAAGGACCUGCGGAACCUCUCCUUCUUACACCGUGUGAUCAACACACAGCAGCGACACAAACCAAUGUUGGAAUAGCGCUAAGGAGCAAAAGCGUGCUGCCACACAGGACACGUGUGCUUUCAGUCCACAGGAAGUGUUGGAGUACAGGAAAAGGAGGCGGAGUCCACUGGGAACAAAACAAGACCUGGUGCUGUUUGGACCCCAGCAGCAGAACAGCAGAACAUUCUUCCUCCUGUCGGGAUGCACUGACACUUCUUCAUUCCCAGGCCGCACUUUGACCUUUGGGAAGGCAACACAGACAUUUGACCUUGGGGAAGUGUGUGGGCGUGUCCAGCAGGUGGCGUCAUGGACUUCCUGUGUUGGAUGCUUGCUGCACUGCUGCUCUUCUUGUCUCCUGACGCCGUCCAGUGCGUGUCUGUGCACAUCUCCAACGAGGGGCCGGUCUACGUCAUCCCGGGCGCCGCCCUUCUCCUCCGCGCCCGCAUGGAGUACGGACCCCUGGAGGCGGUGAAAGAGGUCACCUGGGAGCGGGAGCCCGAGAGCGGCGAACCUGAAGGGAGGUUGAGGCUGGCGGCGUGCCCGGGGGGGAGCUCCCGGUGCACCGGCAUGAGACCCAACGUGCUCGCGAGCGUGGAAGGCCAGGAGAGCGUCCUUCACGUGAGCGGCUACAGCAGAGCGGACGGAGGCGUCUACGCUGUUACCAUCACCGACCACAAGGGGGCGACCAGCACCGCGCGAUGCAUCGUCAGAGAAUACGAGGCCGUGCACCACGUGACGGUCAGCAUCAACGCGUCGCACUCGGCGCUGGUGUGCAGCGAGGCGUGGGGGACGGAGCCUCACUUCAGCUGGCUGCACGAGCGGGCUGCCGUCACCCCCGGCGUGGGGGCGGUCUCUGAGGAUGGGAGCACGCUGGUGGUCACCAAGACGCCGCUGUGCGGACACUUCACCUGCGUCGUCAGCAACCGGCUGGGCUACAGCGCCGCCACCUACACGGCAGCGCCGUGUGAAACGGGCGGCAUCAGCGGGACGACGGCGGCGCUGAUCUGCUUGUUUCUCCUGCAGAUCGUUGGAGGAGGCGUGGCCUUUCUAAUGUGGAGGAGGAAGAGGAAGGGAGGAGGAAGGCUACACGAGCGCUUGGAUGAGCGUGUUUGAAAAGGCCAACAAGCUGCUGGCAGAGGAAGAGGAAACCACUGAACUCUACUACUGGAACGGCCCUGAUCGAUUGCUGCGCGUUGGAGGCCUGACGCCAGCGGAAGUAUAGAAGUCGCCAUGUUGUUUCACCCAAAACAAGAAAGCCGACUGCGAUUGACGCGUUCUGCAUAAAUAACAUCAAGAUAUCUUAAUAUGACGUGUAGAAUCAUACUGGUGGAUAACAUUUAAUGAAUGAAAAUGUUGCUUCUACACUAUGUUGCACGCGCAAAUAUUGUCUCGUCAAUCAUUGAUUAGGAAUUAAGAAAGUAUCCACACGUGUUAUUUUAAAUAAUGUACUUCAGAUGCAGUAUUUGAUCAUCAAAUCCAGUAGAGUAUAAUGAAUGUUUCAGCAUUAGACAAGGGUUGCACCUAUUAGUCUUCCUUGCUGUUGGCUGUUUGGAUGAACGACAUACUGUGUGAAGGUUAUGAUUCAUGUACACGCUACGUUUUCAGGUGGCCAUCAUUUGAUUUUGUAAUGUUUUUAGUCGUCAUUGUUUGACUUGUUUCUUCUAGUGGAGUUCCUUCUAGAGAACACUAAUAUGAAAAAGUCAGCACAUGAAGCAACUUCUGCACUACCGUGAAUCCUUUGUAUUCUGUUGUAUUUUUAUAACCCUUUUAAUCCAAGUUUGAUAUGACAAAGAAAGUUCAAAGAGCCUUCUGAAUUUUGCCUUCAUGUGGAUUUUUGUUUCUUCUUUACCACCGCGUCGUGUAAGACAAGUGGGAUAUUUUUUAGUUGCUUUGUGUGUUUUCAAUUCGGUUCGGAUGAUACAAUUUAUACAAGUCAGUAAACAUGUUUCAACAUUUA